Messenger RNA from Suillus subaureus, 963 nucleotides. RefSeq lists its product as uncharacterized. The coding region runs from base 1 to 888 and encodes 295 amino acids. Gene Ontology annotation, biological process: signal transduction. The transcript is spliced from 5 exons. Lineage: Eukaryota; Fungi; Basidiomycota; Agaricomycetes; Boletales; Suillaceae. The record is from RefSeq and is a predicted model, not a curated record.
AUGAUACAUUCACGAUCUCAGCCUUUGCCUACGUCAAAAGUACAGGUCACCCAGCAACGGGUCUUUAUUGGAGAUAUGCAAAGGUUCAACACAGUGGAGAUUACCUCCAAUACCAAUGCUGGUGAUGUCAUUGCCUUGAUUGCAAGCCAAGGAUCGUUGGAUAAUACGGCAGUCUGGAUGCUGUUCGAGCUUGCGAAUGAUUUUGGCAUGGAACGUCCUAUCCGAAGUUACGAGCUACUAUCAGAUGUCACUGCUUCUUGGAACAAAGACAAACUUCUGAAUGCCUUUGUGGUCAAACGCACCUACCUGACGCCCUUCUUGAGCCGUUCGAAUAUACCCACAAGUUCACCUACCAACCGUGGAUAUGUCGAGUAUGAGAGCAAGAAGGGCAAGUGGAGCAAACGUUGGAUGGAGUUGCGAGAGCACAGCUUGUGGUUGGCCAAGCGCGAUACAGGAAAGGACGAGACUUUCCUGUGCUCACUCUCCAAUUUCGAUGCGUACUAUAUCACCCGGAAACAUAAGUCUCCUAAACCGUUUGUUUUUGCCAUCAAAUCUACUGACAAUAUCUCACUAUUUGAGAAUGUGUCGGACUAUGUUCAUAUUUUGUCAUGCAAUCAAAAGGACGGCGAGAGAUGGAUGGAAGCCAUUCUUGUAGCACGAUCCUAUGUUCUUUUCCAGGAACGGCAUGUCCUAUUCGCAAAACCAGAGGAAUCCACCUCGAUCUCUAACAACCUAUCUCGGUCUCAAACCAGAAAACAGUCUAUCUCUACGCGUCCUAGUCAGCCUCUCGUUAGUGUCUCAGCUCCCUUCAGCGCAUCGGCUACCGCUACCGUCACAUUCGAACCUGGCUCUCUCCUAGCCAAACACAAAGGAGACGUCAUGUCAUAAUGUGCAUUUAUGUGUACUGAAUAUACCCCGCAUCUACUGUUCGUGUCAUGGAAUAUUGUAUAUCGCAAGCUGUAA